Messenger RNA from Cyprinodon tularosa, 2765 nucleotides. It is a transcript of the gene kif6, whose product is annotated as kinesin family member 6. Gene Ontology annotation, biological process: microtubule-based movement. Gene Ontology annotation, molecular function: microtubule motor activity; ATP binding; microtubule binding. The transcript is spliced from 21 exons. Bases 72 to 2765 code for a protein of 897 amino acids. Lineage: Eukaryota; Metazoa; Chordata; Actinopteri; Cyprinodontiformes; Cyprinodontidae. The record is from RefSeq and is a predicted model, not a curated record.
GUUGUAACAAAUCGCUAGCUCAGCUGCGGUUCUAGGAGUGUUUCCCGAAAAAGCCUGCGUUUAAAGUAAAAAUGGUUAAACAAACGAUACAAAUAUUCGGACGUAUUAAGCCCACGAAGAAACCCGCGGCGGUAUACUCUGUGGAUCAAAAGGAGGAUACAAAUGCUUCUCUUGAGUUUUUGGUACCUAGGGACCUGGCUGAUGGCUUUGUUAACAACAAGAGAGAACGCUACAAGUUCAGGUUCCAAAAAGUGUUUGAUCAACAUGUUAAUCAAGAGGCAAUAUUUGAAGAAAUAGCCAAACCAGUAGCAGAAAGUGCGCUGGCCGGUUAUAAUGGAACCAUAUUCGCUUAUGGACAGACGGGAAGUGGGAAGACGUUCACUAUCACUGGAGGAGCUGAGCUUUACAGCGAUCGAGGUAUCAUACCGCGUACCCUGUCCUACCUGUACGAACGCUUCCGCCAGGAAAGCAGCAUGAUAUUCUCCACACACAUCUCUUACCUGGAGAUUUACAACGAGGUGGGAUACGACCUUUUGGAUCCCAGAUAUGAGGCCUCGCGCCUGGAAGACCUACCGAAAGUGAUGAUUAUGGAGGAUCCAGAGCAGAACAUCCACCUGAAGAAUUUAUCUAUGCAGCAGUCUACUAAUGAGGAAGAGGCUCUGAAUCUGCUCUUCCUUGGGGACACUAACCGUAUGAUUGCAGAAACCCCCAUGAACCAGGCCUCUACUCGUUCGCACUGUGUUUUCACCAUACAUCUCUGCAGGCGUGAACCGGGCUCAGCCACUUUGCGGCGAUCCAAACUCCACCUUGUGGACCUAGCUGGAUCAGACCGAGUAAGCAAGACAGGCUUGGAAGGGCAGCUGCUCACCGAGGCCAAGUACAUCAACCUGUCACUGCAUUACCUGGAGCAGGUGAUUAUAGCAUUAUCAGAGAAGAAUCGCUCCCACAUUCCAUACAGGAACUCCAUGCUAACAUCGGUGCUGAGGGACAGCCUUGGGGGAAACUGCAUGACCACCAUGAUCGCCACUAUGGCAGUCGAUAAACAGAACCUUGAUGAAUCCAUCUCUACAUGCCGCUUUGCUCAGCGUGUGGCUCUCAUCAAGAACGAAGCCGUUUUGAACGAAGAGCUGGAUCCUAACCUGCUUAUAGCGCGUUUAAAGCGAGAAAUCCUGUGCCUGAAGGAUGAGCUGGCGAUGGUGACAGGAGAUCAGCGAAAUGAGCCGCUAACUGCAGAUGAGAUCCAAAGGUUGGAUGAGUUACUCAAGGCCUUUCUAAAUGACCCAGAUCCAGAUGUGAUCCUGUCUCUGGGACCUGACAUGAGAAAGAUACAGCACUGUUUCUUUCUGCUUAAGUCAAUGAUUUUGGAGAAAAAAGGUGCCAAGAAUGAACUCUGUGAUCGACAACAGCCACCGACAGGAAGUACAGAGAACGCUCAACCCGGCAGUGUGAGCGCAGCAGAGAUGGCCAGACUGAGUGAAAUAAUUAAGCAACGUGACAAUGAGAUCAGUAUAUUAGUGAGAGUACUGAAGAAAGAAAAGAAAAGAGCAGAUGAUGCCAUUGCUCAACUUGCUUACAACAACGAUGUUAAAUCUCUCUCCUCCCUAAGGUCUUCGAGCUUAUCCACUUUUUCUCAGCCUAAAGAAGCAAACAUGAACUCUGAUGGGAUAGGAUCCACAAUGUUUUUACUGAACGAAAGAAAUGUGGAAACUUUCACACCAGGACCCGGUGAAAGAAUGUUUACACCAAAGUUUGGACUUGGGAAGGUUGACAUGUUUCCCACAGACCAUGGAAGUCAGCAACGUGCAGUGCUUCAGCUUAAAGAAGGAAAAGAGAAAAAUGCAGAGGACCAUAGUGGAAAAGUUCCCAUGGUGCCCCAGUUUGGACAGAAAAAUGCGGACACUUUUCCUAUGACCCAAAGAGAACAAGUGUUUACAGCGCCUCAGUUUAGAGAGAGAAACCUGAACAGCUUUGGAGUGGACCAUGAAGGCCAAGCAUCUACAGCGGUUCAGUUAAAUCUGGAAAACAUGGAUGCUCUGAGAGCAGAGGACAAAAGAGAGUCCACAAUGCCACAGUUUAGAAAAGGAAACUCUCAGUGCAUUUCAGAGCAGAAAGGAGGACGGGAUGUGCAGGACAAGACCAGAGGUACAAAGUUGUCGAUGGGAAAACAAGAAGCCUUUGAGAUAUUCAUAAGAGAUCAUGAAGAACAUCAAACCAUUGAAGAGAACAAGAAUAUUCUAAAAGAAAGAUCGGCCGAGACCAAAAGACUUGGAGAAAAACUGAAUGAAGCCAAAAACCGAAUCACUGAGUUGAAGAAGCAGUUAGAGAUGCGGAGGAGGCAGAGGGCAGCUCACGUCGUGACAGGGAAUCACGCACAGGAUGAGGAGGAGUUCGACCCUGUGGAAGAAAACCUCUGCAAACAAAUUAAACAAGAAAAAGUGACAUACAAGAAUACCCUUGGCCGCCUAAAGGCUAUGAGGACAGAGAUCGAGCAUCUGCAGCUGUUGUCGGAGAGGGUUAAGGUCAAGAUCCAGAAGGAUUUCCAGAAGUGGUGGAGCCAGGAGGCCACUAAUCCACAGGGAUCUGAGGUCGAAGGCGGAUAUAAAACUUUGUCUCCAAAUGAAACCUUGCAACCGUCUUCACCUGGCACUCCAGAGUUUUGCGCUCCUCGUCUUAGCAGCACAAUGAAGGAGACGCCAUCAAACCAGGACAGAAAUCCAGACAGUUCCGUCUGUUCUGCUCCUGAUCUGAGGUAUCUGAAAAACUAA